AUGCCAACUAACGUUUUAAAUGUUGCUGAAUGGAGAAGCAACUUUCUUCUUUUUUUAAAUGAGUAUGAGGAUGAACUUCCGGAACCACGGUAUAUCAUGACCGAAUUGAACAUGUGGGAAGAUUAUUGGCGUAGCUUUAAAAAUUCCCUUCCUACUACUCUGACCAAACUCCUUCCUCUUAUUGAUAGAAUAACUUUUCCUAAUAUAUUUACCUUAAUUCAAAUUCUUGCAACUAUUCCAGUAACAACAUGCACUUGCGAAAGAUCAAUCUCUGUUAUUCGUCGUUUAAAAACCUAUCUACGUAACACAAUGUCACAGAAUAGAUUUAAUAGUCUUGCUUUAAUGCACGUUCACCAAGAUAUCAGCAUCGAUGUAAAUGAAGUGAUUGAUUGUUUUGCUAGGAAAAAUCCUCGUAGAAUGAAACUUGUAGAUGUUUUAAAUUCUGAUCCAAUUUAA
Hydra vulgaris (swiftwater hydra) is the source of this 456-nucleotide messenger RNA. Its product is annotated as 52 kDa repressor of the inhibitor of the protein kinase-like. NCBI's taxonomy places the organism in Eukaryota, Metazoa, Cnidaria, Hydrozoa, Anthoathecata, Hydridae. The record is from RefSeq and is a predicted model, not a curated record. Gene Ontology annotation, molecular function: protein dimerization activity.